Molecule: messenger RNA, 1337 nt
Organism: Xiphophorus hellerii (green swordtail)
Lineage: Eukaryota; Metazoa; Chordata; Actinopteri; Cyprinodontiformes; Poeciliidae
Exons: 8
Coding region: 19-1197 (392 amino acids)
Source: RefSeq, a predicted model, not a curated record
CUACUUUGUGCCCUGAACAUGUAUAGGGGUGAGAUAUUUGCAUACCCCUUGUACUUGCAGCAAAGGCUGGCCAACAGACGGAUCACAUUUUUUUGCAUGGAUGUAACAUGCAAGUACUGGCCAUAUCUUGAGAAAGUAUCGAAGAGCUGUCCUGAGCUCCAACACCUGCUUCAAAUGAAGCCAUUCCUCUCCGUGUUCCAUGCCAAAGCCCAUGACUUCAAAUGUGAGGCUAAGUGGAGUGGAGCAUAUCAAGAUGGUGCUGGCUUGACUCUAGGGGAAGAAGUUGAGCAGUGCAAUGCAUUUCUCUCAAGGAUUGCUGUUACGACAAAACAUAUGUCAAAAGCUGGACGGACAGACAUGCUGACUCUUAUGGCCAUGCGCUGGAAUCAGCAAAAACUUGACAACUUGGCCACCUCACUAACCCGUCGAUAUCAGAAGGCCACAAAAGCUCUUCAAAAACAACAUCAGAACUUGGAGUCCUUAAAAAUUGAGCUUUUGGUGACUGACAGUCAACUUGAUGACUGGGUCCAUGAUAUUAAGGAGUGGGCAGAAGCAACAUCUAGCACAACUGAUCCGGGCUCCUUGGCAGGCAGAAUUGAGGUUCUGGCUGCGAGCAUCAAAAGGCGAUCUCAGCGUCUUUAUAAAGACAUAGACGGAAACAAAGCUCGUGCCAAGGCUCGUCGCAAAAUAAGACAGGAGAAAAACAUCUUAGCAUUGGCUUUAGAAAACUACAAGACUGUUACAGGCACAGAAGCACUAUCUUUAGAAGAGAUCCUGUCCGGUGACACAACAUUGCCAUGGCAGCAAUCAGACAGUGACUCUGUCAGUCUUGCCACAAAAAGGAGGGCAUUCGAUGGCAUUAUGACAGUAAAGAGACUGGAAGAGGAAAAGAGGAUCCUCGUAGGAGAGAUGGACCGUCAUUGGAAAUCUCUGUCAUCCUAUGAAGAUGCUCUAAAGGAGCUUCCCCGCCUGUUAUCGAGCGGCAAAUUUAAAAGUUCGUCCUGUUCCCUAACUGAUGAAGCUCUAAGAGGCCUCCAGAGCAUCAUCCUCAGAGAGCUACAGCACUUAAAACAAAUGAAACUGCAGGCAAGAGAACAUUAUCUACAGACUUUGUCAGGAGCAGAAAGUGUUAGUUUUGACGAUACUUCUGAUGACGACUUUGGUAGUGACUCGGAAGCUUCUGAUAAUAGUCUGUAAUCAUUUGUGCAUAUACUGCUGACAAAGAUCUACACUAGCGUGACAGUAUUCGGCUCCUUCUGGAUUGACCAAUAUGUCACAAGUAAAGUAUGUUUGCUCAUAAGUCACAAAGAGACACAAUUCUGUUUAAAUUUGUUCUU